Molecule: messenger RNA, 2902 nt
Organism: Durio zibethinus
Lineage: Eukaryota; Viridiplantae; Streptophyta; Magnoliopsida; Malvales; Malvaceae
Product: Glutamyl/glutaminyl-tRNA synthetase, class Ic
Biological process (GO): translation; glutamyl-tRNA aminoacylation
Cellular component (GO): methionyl glutamyl tRNA synthetase complex; cytosol; cytoplasm
Molecular function (GO): ATP binding; glutamate-tRNA ligase activity
Source: RefSeq, a predicted model, not a curated record
AAGAGAAUAAAAAUAAAAUAAUGAACCUAAAAAAGGUUGAAAGGGCUAACCAUUGAGCAUCUAAUAUUCGUCUCAAAAGCUUUUCUUUUCGUUUUUUCAUUUUCUUCUCUGUUCUGCAGCCCCUCCCUCAAGACCCAAACUCGUAGUCGCCGCCGCCGUUUUCUCUUUCCUUCUCCUCCUUCUUCCUCCGUUAUAGGUUUUCUAGCUUUUCGUCACUGUUCUUCCCUUCUUCCUUCUCCCUUUUUCCCUUUUUUUUGGUGUCAAUUGACGUUCGGCGCAGCUACCACUGUCGCUCAAGCGUCUGUUGAUGCCUGUGGACCUGGAUCUCCAAUCAAGGAGUUUGGAAGGUUUUGGGUUCUUUUACUAAGAGCAUAAUCGGAUCUGGUGUUGUCCUUUAAAUAUGAAGGAAGGAGAGUUGAAGCUAUUAUCAUUUCCACCGGAUAGCCCUCCACUUUCCGUCAUUGCCGCCGCUAAGAUUGCGGGAAUCCCUUUACCUACUGAGACUUCCUCCGCUGCUUCUCCCACUUUGUCUUUCUCAAAUGGGCUCAAAUUGCAUGGAAACUAUGUAAUUCUUCGUUACAUUGGUCGUGUUGCUGCCAUUCCUAAUUUCUACGGCGACAAUGCUUUCCAUGCUGCCAAGAUUGAUGAGUGGCUGGAGUAUGCUCCUACCAUUUCAUGUGGUGCUGAAUUUGAGAAUGCUUGCGGUUACAUGGAUGCAUAUUUGGAGAAACGUACCUGUUUUGUUUCUCAUUAUUUCUCCAUUGCUGACAUAGCUAUCUGGUCAGGUCUUGCAGGAACUGGUAUAAGAUGGGAAAGCAUGAGGAAGUCAAACAAAUACCCAAACCUUGUUCGCUGGUACAAUUCUGUUUCUGCAGAAUACAGUGAUGCCUUGAAGGAAGUCACUGCUUUGUAUGUUGGCAAAAAAGGAUUGGGAAAGCCUGUAGCAGCUACACCAAAAGAGCAAAAGAGUGUGAAUGGGAAUAGUUCUGAUAAGGUGAAAUUAGGUAGCAAGCCUUCAUCUGAAAUAGAUCUUCCUUAUGCCGAGAUGGGAAAGGUGCGAUUGAGAUUUGCUCCUGAACCAAGUGGUUAUCUUCACAUAGGGCACUCUAAAGCAGCCUUGUUAAAUCAAUACUUUGCUGAACGGUACCAAGGUGAAGUGAUUUUGCGCUUUGAUGAUACAAAUCCCACCAAAGAAAGCAAUGAGUUUGUAGAGAAUCUUAUAAAAGAUGUUGAGACAUUGGGUGUCAAGUAUAAGGAGAUCACCUAUACUUCUGAUUACUUCCCAAAGUUGAUGGAUAUGGCUGAAAAGUUGAUACAGGAAGGGAAAGCCUAUGUGGAUGAUACACCACGUGAGCAAAUGCAGAAAGAAAGGAUGGAUGGCAUUGAAUCAAAAUGUAGGAGCAACUCUGUUGAGGAGAAUUUGAGGUUGUGGAAGGAAAUGAUUGCUGGCUCUGAAAGAGGCUUGCAGUGCUGCCUUCGUGGGAAGUUGGACAUGCAAGACCCAAAUAAAUCUCUUAGGGAUCCAGUGUACUACCGCUGCAAUCCAGUUCCCCACCAUCGAAUUGGAUCCAAGUACAAGUUGUACCCAACUUAUGAUUUUGCUUGUCCAUUUGUUGAUGCUGAAGAAGGUAUAACACAUGCACUCAGAUCUAGUGAGUAUCACGAUCGCAAUGCUCAAUAUUAUAAGAUUCAGGAGGAUAUGGGAAUGCGAAAGGUACACAUAUAUGAGUUCAGUCGAUUGAAUAUGGUCUAUACGCUUCUAAGUAAGCGUAAGCUGCUCUGGUUUGUGCAAAAUGGUAAAGUAGAUGGAUGGGAUGAUCCCCGUUUCCCAACUGUCCAAGGAAUUGUUCGGCGAGGUCUGAAAAUAGAAGCCUUGAUUCAAUUUAUUUUGGAACAGGGGGCAUCGAAAAAUCUCAAUCUUAUGGAAUGGGACAAACUUUGGACUAUUAAUAAGAAGAUCGUUGAUCCUGUUUGCCCUAGGCAUACAGCAGUCAUUGAAGAACGACGGUUGUUAUUGACCUUAAAUAAUGGUCCUGAUAAGCCAUUUGUUCGCAUUAUCCCAAGGCAUAAGAAAUAUGAUGGUGCUGGAGAGAAGGCAACUACAUACACGAGGAGGAUAUGGAUAGACUAUGCUGAUGGAGAGUGCAUCUCGGUUGAUGAGGAGGUAACCUUAAUGGAUUGGGGAAAUGCCAUUGUGAAAGAAAUUAUUAAGGACCAGGAUGGAAAAAUAACCCAGUUGGUAGGUGUUUUGCAUCUUGAAGGAUCUGUCAAGACAACAAAAUUGAAGCUCACGUGGCUAGCAGAAACAAGUGAACUUGUUAACCUUUCCUUAUUGGAGUUUGACUAUCUAAUAACAAAGAAGAAGCUGGAAGAAGGAGAGGAUUUCCUAGAUGUACUAAACCCAUGUACAAAAAAGGAGACAGCAGCAAUUGGAGAUUCCAACAUGCGCAAUUUAAAGCAAGGAGAGAUAUUGCAGCUGGAGAGGAAAGGCUACUUCAGAUGUGAUGUUCCCUUUGUUAGACCUUCAAAACCUGUGGUUUUGAUUGCAAUUCCUGAUGGCAGGCAGCAAAGUGGGUUGAAGUAGGCAUUUUACCCUAUCUUUAUUCCGAAUCUGAGAGACUUGAGGAGAAGUUAUGAGCUCUUGCCAUUUCCUCGCAUUUUUUUUUUUUUGGGUAAUACUUGGACAAUGCAUGUUUAUGACAUAUUUGGAUGUAACAUUCUGGUUGUUUUAUGGUGAUUAUGAACAAAAGUGUGUGUGGUCUCUCCUGUUAGCAUAAAGCCGUUAUGCCACUUUCCAUUUCAGUUCAACAGGAUUGUAAAAGCUUAUGAGUAGGAGGAUAUAGAUGAUACACUAAUACACACACUUCAGUAGAAAAAAAAAUCAAGGGAUAGAAUUUGAAAA